UCAAAACCGUGCAGUAUGCCACUACAAUAUUUGAAAGAGAUCACAAAUAACUUCUCUCGUGAGCGAAUACUUGGCCAAGGUGGUGCUGGCGUAGUAUACAAGGGAGUGCAGCAAAAUGGGGACAUGAUUGCUGUGAAGAAGAUUGUAUCAACAUUAAUGCCAGGCCUGCAGGAGCAGUUUGAGAAUGAAGUUUAUCAUCUUAUGACGCUUAAACACCCCAAUAUAGUGCGAUGUGUAGGCUACUGCUAUGAAAUACAGAAUGUAUGUUUAGAGUACAAUGGGAAAUAUGUUUUUGCAGAGCAGGCGGAAAGGUUGAUUUGCUUGGAAUAUUUGCCAAAAGGAAGCCUUAAUAGCCAUUUAUCAGAUGAAUCUUCUGGGCUUGAUUGGAGCACACGCUACCAAAUAAUCAAGGGGGUUUGCAAUGGUUUACGUCACCUUCAUGAGCAAAUUGAUAAGCCUAUGUUACACCUGGAUCUAAAACCUGACAACAUAUUGCUAGAUAAUAGUAUGGAGCCAAAAAUUACAGACUUCGGUCUGUCAAGAGUGCUUGAUCAACCACAAACUAUCCGCACUACAUCUCGCGAUGGAACAUUUGGUUACAUGGCACCAGAAUUUCUACAUGGAGGUACAAUUACACUAAAGUCGGACAUAUUUAGUUUGGGUGUGAUAAUCUUGGAGAUAAUAACAGGACGCAGGGAGUACCCGGACAUUGGAACAUCCUCAAAUGACUUUAUCGAGCUUGCACUUAAAAAAUGGAGAAAUGCCUUACCUAGAGCACUUGGAUAUAGAUCCCUCGAAAUAAAGUGCCAACAAAUAAAAACAUGCAUUCAGGUAGGUCUAAUAUGUGUGAAUCCUGAGCGCACAAAAAGGCCUUCGAUAACGGAAAUUAUAAAUAUGCUUCAAAGACCAAAAGACAUUAAUUGCAACAUUGGCUAUGAGGCGACAAUACCAGGAUAUUCUGGAAUUACUGAUACAGCAUUAUUGAUUGGUUCUGAUAUGUUGAAAAAUUUGCCAAAUAUAAGUCAUUGGGAGGUUGAAUCAGCAUGCGAAGAUUUUACUCACAUUGUUAGCUCAACUACACUCACGGAAAGGCUGCCAAUAUCCGACAUGGCAGUAUUGAUUGAUUCUGGUGAAUGUGAGAUGGAAGAUGACAUAGACAUGAUUGAUGACAGUUCUGCUGAGCUUAUAGCUGCUGCAAAUGCUAAUAUUGGUGGCACGAGGCUGGCGGGUGCGACAUGGCCGACGCCGGUGAGAGAAUAG
Molecule: messenger RNA, 1260 nt
Organism: Triticum dicoccoides
Lineage: Eukaryota; Viridiplantae; Streptophyta; Magnoliopsida; Poales; Poaceae
Product: G-type lectin S-receptor-like serine/threonine-protein kinase SD1-13
Exons: 8
Coding region: 16-1260 (414 amino acids)
Biological process (GO): protein phosphorylation
Molecular function (GO): ATP binding; protein kinase activity
Source: RefSeq, a predicted model, not a curated record